Ilyonectria robusta is the source of this 1545-nucleotide messenger RNA. Its product is annotated as averantin oxidoreductase. The record is from RefSeq and is a predicted model, not a curated record. NCBI's taxonomy places the organism in Eukaryota, Fungi, Ascomycota, Sordariomycetes, Hypocreales, Nectriaceae. Gene Ontology annotation, molecular function: iron ion binding; oxidoreductase activity, acting on paired donors, with incorporation or reduction of molecular oxygen; heme binding. Bases 1 to 1545 code for a protein of 514 amino acids. The transcript is spliced from 7 exons.
AUGGGUGCUGUCGAGUACAUUUUUACAAACCUUGGCACUGUUGCCUUGGGUUGUCUGGCUUCGUUCGUUGUAUAUCUGGUUGCUGUAUCUGUCUACAACCUUUACUUCCACCCCCUGGCAAAGUACCCCGGGCCAUUCUUUGCCCGCAUCUCACCAAUCUACAGCAUCUGGGGUCUCUUCCGCGGACGAUGGCCCUUCGACGUGCACCAACUUCAUCUGAAAUAUGGCCCUAUCGUGCGAACCAUGCCCAAUGAGCUUACGUUCACCGACCCGCAAGCCUGGAAAGACAUCUAUGGUCACCGACAGGGUCAUCCCCAAUUCCACAAGGAUCCCAUCCAUGUUGGCUCCGUGCAAGACAUCCCAGGGUCCACGACCCUGACCAUGGCAGGCGACUCCGAUCACUCUCGCCAGCGUCGUGCCCUUUCCCAUGCCUUUAGCCAAAAGGCUCUUCUAGAGCAGGAGAGCAUCAUUAGGGGUUAUGUUGAUCUCCUUAUCGAAAAGAUGAAGCCGUUCGCGGCUACUGGAAAAUCCGCAAAUAUGUGCGAUUGGUUCAAUUUCACCACAUUUGACAUCAUCGGCGAUAUGGCCUUUGGCGAGCCUUUCGGCUGCCUUAGGGAUGGUGUCUUCCACGCGUGGGUCUCUCUCAUCACACAGACCAUCAAGGCUGGCGCCUUUGAGCAGGCUACUCGUCGCAUGUUUAAGACCGGUGGCAUGAUGCAGAAACUACUGUGCACCUUGAUACCAUCCGACCUCCGUUUGAAGCGCUUUCAGCACCUGGAGAUGAGCAAGGAGAAGUGUCUCAAGCGUAUCGAAGAAGGCUUACGAAGAGAACAUCGUGACUUUCUUUACUAUAUCCUCCGACAGAACGAGAAGGGCGGUGUCUCACAGGAUGAAAUUAUCCUCAACUCGGCCCUCUUUAUUGUUGCUGGAUCCGAGACUACCGCCUCGCUUCUCUCUGGUCUCCUCAUGUGGCUCCUUCGCACUCCUCACGCUUACAAGAAACUGACAGAGGAAAUUCGCUCGGCUUUCGAAUCAGCAGAUGAGAUGAACUCGCAGGGCCUGCAGAAUCUACCGUACAUGAAUUCUUGCAUUGACGAGGCCCUGCGCAUCUUCCCCCCUGUACCUACUGGUCUCACCCGGACAGUUCCUGAAAACGGCGAUACUGUCGCAGGCGAGUUCCUCCCCGGUGGUGUCACUGUCUCCUGCCAUAGCUGGGCUGCCACGCAUUCGCCGCACAACUUCCGCAGGCCUGACGAGUUUAUCCCUGAGCGGUGGACCGACGCUGCGUACGCAGAUGAGAACAGGGAGGCUAGCCAGCCAUUUUCUCUGGGACCCCGUGGAUGUAUUGGAAAACACAUGAGCUACCUGGAACUAAGACUCAUUCUAGGGAGCCUGCUGUGGCAUUAUGACGUUGAGAGAGCUGAUCUGGAUGACCCGAAUGCCGUGGAUGUUUGGGAUCCUAGUGGCGAUCUGCAGCAUGUUAAGGCAUUCAAUACGUGGGCUAAACCUACGCUUUACGUUAGAAUUAAGGCAGUUCAGCGAUAA